Molecule: messenger RNA, 2227 nt
Organism: Brachypodium distachyon (stiff brome)
Lineage: Eukaryota; Viridiplantae; Streptophyta; Magnoliopsida; Poales; Poaceae
Product: pollen receptor-like kinase 3
Exons: 1
Coding region: 70-2055 (661 amino acids)
Biological process (GO): protein phosphorylation
Molecular function (GO): ATP binding; protein kinase activity
Source: RefSeq, a predicted model, not a curated record
UUCCUCCCCCUCGCCGCCAUCGCCGCCGUGGCAGUCUUCCUCCGGGCACCGGCGGCAGCCGCCGAGCCCAUGACGGAGGCGGAGGCGCUUAUGCACCUGAAGAAAUCCUUCUCCAACUCCUCCUCCCUCUCCUCGUGGCUCAUCACCGACACCAACAAGUCCCCCUGCGCGCCGGGGUCGCACGAGUGGCACGGCGUGGUGUGCGCGGGCGGCAAGGUGGCCGGGCUCCGGCUCAGCGGGCUGCAGCUGGGCGGCACCAUCGACGUCGACGCGCUGUCCGCGUUCCCGGACCUCCGCUCCGUCUCCUUCGCGGGCAACGCCUUCGCGGGCCCGCUCCCGGGCUUCCACCGCCUCACGGCGCUCAAGUCCAUGUUCCUCUCCGACAACGCCUUCUCGGGCCACAUCCCGGACGACUUCUUCCCCAACCUGGGCCACCUCAAGAAGCUCUGGCUCGACCGCAACCACCUCUGGGGCCCCGUCCCGCCGUCCGUCUCCCAGGCCGCCGCGCUCAUCGAGCUCCACCUCGAGCGCAACGCGCUCUCGGGAGCCAUCCCGGACGUCGCGCCGCCCGCAGGGCUCAAGUCGUUCGAUGUGUCGGAUAACGAUUUGGACGGCGUCGUCCCCGAGCGGUUCCGGCGGCGGUUCCCCGCUGACGCGUUCAAGAGGAACCAGUUCCUCUGCUACGACGUGCCCCCGAGCCCCGGGAAGGUCUGCAAGCGCGUCGAGGCCACGCACGCCGUCUGCUCGGACCGGACCGUCUUGUUGCUGGCCGCGGUGAUUGUCAUGGGGAUCGUCAUGGUCGUCUUCCUCCGCGCGUGCGGCGGUGGGGGCUCCCCGGGCCGGGUGUCCGAUGGAGGAGGAGCGGGGAUUAAGGGGGACAUGGACGAGGCCACGCCGCCGGUUUACAUGGUGAAGCAGGGGUCGACGUCGACGGGGAGCACGGGGAGGCGGAGCACGUCGUGGCUGGGGCGGAGGUCGGCGUCGUCGUCGCAGGGCGGGGCCCACCGGCGGUCGGCGUCGGCGGCGAAGGCGGACGACGGGAGCACGGGCGGGGGUGACCUGGUGAUGCUGAGCGACUGCAAGGGGGUGUUCGGGCUGACGGACCUGAUGAAGGCGGCGGCGGAGGUGAUCGGCGGCGGCGGGAGCGGGUCGUCCGCCUACAAGGCGGUGAUGGCCAGCGGGGUCACCGUGGUCGUGAAGCGUGCCCGCGACAUGAACCGGGCACCCACGAGAGAAGCCUUCGAGGCCGAGAUGAAGCGCCUGGGCGGCAUGCGGCACGCCAACCUGCUCCCGCCGCUGGCGUACCACUACCGCAAGGACGAGAAGCUGCUGGUGUACGAGUACAUCCCCAAGGGCAGCCUCCUCUACGUGCUCCACGGCGACCGGGGCAUGGACUACGCGGCCCUCGCCGACUGGCCCACCAGGCUCAAGGUCGCCGCCGGAGUCGCCCGCGGCGCCGCCUUCCUCCACGCCGGUGCCGGAUCAUCAUCGUCAUCACAGGACGAGGUGCCGCACGGCAACCUCAAGUCGUCCAACGUGCUCCUGGCGCGGGACUUUGAGCCGCUGCUCGUCGACUUCGGCUUCUCGGGGCUCGUCAGCUACGGCGCGCAGUCACCGUCCAUGUUCUCCCGGCGGGCGCCCGAGUGCUCGUCCGGGCAGCAGGCGACGCCCAAGGCCGACGUGUACUGCCUCGGCGUCGUGCUCCUGGAGCUCCUCACGGGGAAGUUCCCCUCGCAGUACCUCCAGAACGCCAAGGGCGGCACGGACCUCGUCAUGUGGGCCACGUCGGCGCUCGCCGAGGGGUACGAGCAGGACCUCUUCGACCCGGCCAUCGUGGCGAACUGGAAGUUCGCGCUGCCGGACAUGAAGCGGCUCAUGGAGGUCGCCGUGAAGUGCGUGGAGAGCGACGUGGGGAGGCGGCCGGAGAUGAAGGACGCUGCCGCCAGGGUGGAGGACGCGGUGGCCGCGGCGCUGGCCACGGUGAGUGAGAGGCAGCAGGCCGGCGGGAGAUCCAUGAAACGGGUCACAAGCGUCGUUGAGCGGUCGUCGCGGUGAGCCGGCGGCAGGCUAGCUGGGCGCCGGGGUCAGAAUUUUCUAAGUCGAUGGCAUCGGUCCUUUUUACCCAGCCAUUGCUUUACUAGUCAUCACCACCUGUACAUGUACAUGUAGCUCCAAAAAUGAGCAAUCAAAAUAAGUAUAGAAGUGGUACUGCACACCUUUUCAAUUA